Molecule: messenger RNA, 522 nt
Organism: Psilocybe cubensis
Lineage: Eukaryota; Fungi; Basidiomycota; Agaricomycetes; Agaricales; Agrocybaceae
Exons: 2
Coding region: 1-522 (173 amino acids)
Source: RefSeq, a predicted model, not a curated record
AUGGCUAAUGUAACAGAAAUUGGCAACAGGGUUGCCUCGGCGGCUAUCUUACCUUCAGGGGAGCGUAUUGCUGUUCUUAAUUUGAACAAUGAAGUCGAUUUUUACUCCACAUCGUACCGAAAACAUAUCUCUACAACGCCUAUCAACGUACCGGGACCUGUACCUCAUCAGAGAAAGUUCAUCGCUGAUAUAACUUUUAUCGACGAUGAAACUGUUGCCUUCGGACAUUCCAACGGCUAUGUCGGCUUUAUCACGUAUGGCAUGACCGACAGUGUUAAAACCUUCACCAUAGACGGUGACGGACCCAAAGGUGAAGUGUUUCGAUGUCCAAUACAGACGAUAGCAUAUGGACUUAUUGGCCAUCAACCGCAUAUCCUAGCCGUUAUCCCUUCUUCCUUGGCUGCGUCCGGUGUCAGACCCCACUAUCAUGCUGAUGUUCAUAUUGGUCGCAUCUCCAACUCGCCUGUUACUAGUACUCGAGACUCCUCGGAAUUCGAUUCUGUGGUCAGUCUACAUUUUUAA